UGGAGUUCUCGUCUCCACUUCGCCAAUGGCUGCUGCUGAAGAGAACGGCGACGAUGGUUCCGGCGCCGGAUCUCCGGCGGUGUUCAAGGGGACGGACUAUUCCCUCCCUCUGACGAUGGUGGCGCUGGCGCUGUGGCUAGGGGCCAUUCACUUCAACGUUGUCCUUGUUAUCGCUGCUCUUCUUUUACUUCCCUUCCGUCUCGCGCUUGCAGUGCUCGCUUUGCAGGUGUUCUUCAUGGUGAUUCCUUUGAAUGAUCGGAAUAGAUUGGGAAGGAGGCUGGCAAGGUUUAUAUGCAAGUAUGCCACGGGUUACUUCCCGCUGACUCUUCAUGUUGAGGACUUCCAAGCGUUUGAUCCGAACCAGGCUUAUGUUUUUGGUUAUGAGCCACAUUCAGUGUUGCCAAUUGGAGUUUGUGCUCUCGCUGAUCAUACCGGUUUCAUGCCCCUGCCAAAGGUCAAGGUCCUCGCUAGCAGUGCUGUUUUCUAUACACCAUUCCUGAGGCAGAUAUGGACAUGGUUAGGACUUACCCCAGCGUCAAGGAAAAAUUUCUACAAGUACUUGGAAGCUGGUUAUAGUUGCAUCAUUGUGCCAGGCGGUGUGCAAGAAAUGCUCCAUAUGGACUAUGAUACCGAGGUUGCUUUUCUUAAAUCAAGGAAGGGAUUUGUACGGAUAGCUAUGGAGACGGGUCGGCCAUUAGUUCCUGUUUUCUGCUUUGGGCAGAGCUAUGUUUACAAAUGGUGGAGACCGGGUGGAAAACUACUUGUUAACAUCGCCCGAACAAUAAAGUUUACCCCAAUAAUCUUCUGGGGGAGAUACGGAACACCCAUACCUUUCCAGCACCCAAUGCAUGUCGUGGUGGGAAAGCCUAUUGAACUCAAAAAAAAUCCCAAACCAACCGUAGAUGAGGUUAAUGAAGUCCAUGAACAGUUUCUUGUUGCCUUACAAGAUCUCUUUGAGAAGUACAAGGCCAGAGUCGGUCAUCCAGAUCUCCGCUUGAGAGUUCUAUGAUAUGAGAACAACUACAAGACACUCACAUCUACUCUUAAUUCGGUCACACGGGGCUCUCAUGAUCUUAUUUUCGAUGAAACAUUGCACAGGUCCCUCACUUGUACUCAUUAUUGUUUCUACUACCAUCUCUGUGCUUUAUUAUGCUUUUCGAUGAAAAUAUAAUCUUGUUUUUUUA
Messenger RNA from Dioscorea cayenensis subsp. rotundata (Guinea yam), 1184 nucleotides. Its product is annotated as diacylglycerol O-acyltransferase 2D-like. NCBI's taxonomy places the organism in Eukaryota, Viridiplantae, Streptophyta, Magnoliopsida, Dioscoreales, Dioscoreaceae. Gene Ontology annotation, molecular function: diacylglycerol O-acyltransferase activity. Gene Ontology annotation, cellular component: endoplasmic reticulum membrane. The transcript is spliced from 9 exons. Bases 26 to 1009 code for a protein of 327 amino acids. Gene Ontology annotation, biological process: triglyceride biosynthetic process. The record is from RefSeq and is a predicted model, not a curated record.